AAGACACUACACUGCCUGCAGGGCUGCAGAGGAUUAGGAUCGAGCCAGAGAGCGUCUCACACCUCCCAGCGAGCACCCCGAUCCAGCAAUGAGUUCAGCAGUGCAGGAGAACAGACCCCUCAGCAGGGCCGUAAGGAAGAUCAAAUGCGCUGCCAUGGUGAGCAGCUUAGCCAAAAGCUGGCAAACAUGGGCGGGAGAGCAUUCGGGAAAGCAGGACUCAAUCCCCAAGGGGUGGUUUCCCAGCUCUGUGACAGAAGAAAGAGGAGGAAAAGAGUCAGAGAAAACUGAAGCCAAGCCCUUUGUGGCACCCAGAGCUGAGACAGAGAAGAGUGCGGACCGGAGCGGAGCGAAGAUCAGGACGGGCAGCGUCUCUAAAGGCAUCAGACCCAAAAAGAGCGACUGCGGGAAUGAUCUGGUCAGUUUCAUUGCAGGAAAAAUAAACACCAACCAGAUCGCGCCCAGCGAAACGAAACCGUUCCUGGGGAACAUGUCGCCCACGCGCAGGAGGUACUGCAAGCUGGGCUCCCGCAGCAGCAGCAUAGACACCGAGGACAGCGGGUUGGGAGAGGAGGGGGGGUCCAGUGAAACCGACGAUGAGAACAAGAAUAAAGACAAGCCUGUAGGGGGAGUAGCAAGGAAAAGCACGAGACCCAAGAUUAAGGUAUCUACCAUGGGAGACCUGAGAAGCAAUUGGCAGAAGUGGUCAGAGCAACACAGUGAGCAACAGAAACUGAACCCCUUCAGCGAGGAGUUCGACUACGAGCACGCCAUGGCCUGCCGCCUACUGAAGGGGGACCAGGGCUACGGGAGACCCAAGGAGGGGAGCAAGACCGCCGAGAGGGCUCGGAGAGCAGAGAGGCACAUCCACAAAGAGAUGGAGGAGAUGUGCUUCAUCAUCCGAGACAUGGGCGUCAAGUGCAAGGACGAGCGCGUCCGCAUCACCUUCGGGGGGCUGUUCGACAGAUACGUCAAGAUCUCCGAUAAAGUGGUGGGGAUCCUGCUGAGAUGCAGGAAGCACGGCAUGGUUCAAUUCGAGGGUGAGAUGCUGUGGAAGGGGCAGGACGAUGAUGUCAUCAUCACCCUACUGGUGUAGAGUUUCUUUUUUUUUUUUGGUUUUGUAAUGAUGUUUGAUUUUGCAAUUUGUAUUACGCCGAUUGCUUGAUGGUUGUUAUUUUCUUUCAAAAUGAAAGAAUGGGAGUCUUCUUAAAGAAGGACAUGUAGUAUUUUGAAAUACCGUUUAACUUGAUUUUCUCUUUGUGUGUAUGCUCCAGUCUGACAAUUCAUUUGUCAUAGUUUGACCAUGUAUUUAUUUGCGCUUCAGAUGUUUUUUUUAAAUAAAAAGCAGGAUAUAUUCUGUAUAUUAAGAUGAGAUCAUUGUGACAUUGUUUUAACCUUGUAUGUGUACAAUAAACUACUGAAACACA
Acipenser ruthenus (sterlet) is the source of this 1424-nucleotide messenger RNA. Its product is annotated as actin-binding Rho-activating protein-like. NCBI's taxonomy places the organism in Eukaryota, Metazoa, Chordata, Actinopteri, Acipenseriformes, Acipenseridae. The record is from RefSeq and is a predicted model, not a curated record. Gene Ontology annotation, biological process: positive regulation of Rho protein signal transduction; positive regulation of transcription by RNA polymerase II. Gene Ontology annotation, molecular function: actin binding. The coding region runs from base 89 to 1093 and encodes 334 amino acids. The transcript is spliced from 2 exons. Gene Ontology annotation, cellular component: sarcomere.